This is a messenger RNA of Esox lucius (northern pike), 5040 nucleotides long. Its product is annotated as mothers against decapentaplegic homolog 2. Gene Ontology annotation, cellular component: heteromeric SMAD protein complex. NCBI's taxonomy places the organism in Eukaryota, Metazoa, Chordata, Actinopteri, Esociformes, Esocidae. Gene Ontology annotation, molecular function: I-SMAD binding; DNA-binding transcription factor activity, RNA polymerase II-specific; RNA polymerase II cis-regulatory region sequence-specific DNA binding. The record is from RefSeq and is a predicted model, not a curated record. The transcript is spliced from 11 exons. The coding region runs from base 1544 to 2947 and encodes 467 amino acids. Gene Ontology annotation, biological process: cell differentiation; transforming growth factor beta receptor signaling pathway; SMAD protein signal transduction.
AUUCCUGAGACUAACUAAAAAGUAUAAACAGACGCCUGUUUGUUGGGUUUUAUUUUGAUUUCUCUAUAGGGGUACCAAUAAUUUUUUCCCAGAUAAAUGUCACGCAACAUUGAAAUGUUUUGCAUUUGUGAAGUGAUUGUGUUGAUUUAAAAAGACUCCCUUGUUGUUUAUUUUGUUACACUAACUUUUGCAAAAUGUAUUUCCAAUACCUCUUCAGCAUAUUGUAGAUGGAAAGGUAGGGAAAGGCCUCUAUUUAUAUGAGAGCAACAUGCUAUUUUGUAUAUCUCGGCAUAGCAGAAACAACCAUAUAGGACAUAACUUAUCAAGGUUAAAACAAUGGAUAUAGUACAAGAACAAAUUACUGGUUACGCUGGAUACACCUACGGUUUCACAGCUAGGUAAAUCCGCUUUCGUUAUGCUCCAAAUAAGGGGAGCACUGCAGUUUGAGUUCCAGCUGCUGGGUUUAAUCUAUUGUUUAUAAAUGUAAUGGUUUUCGAUCUAUUGACAUCAUUCAAGCAUUUACAUAUUCCAAUGUUACUUGCUUGUUUUGUUUUCUUUUCGGAAUUACUUUCUUCUGUAUUAUCAAGGCACGCUUCAGUGUGAACCCAUCUUCAAUAUGCCUCCCUGAAUAGACAAGAAAUGUCUGUGCUGCCUUUUUCACAAUUUGUACAGCUUUGCUUUUUUGUAUUGGAUCCGUUAGACAUCUCUUAUAUGUGGUUACUGAAAUAUGAGGUUCUCUGAAGAGCGUUGAAACCGGAUUCAACCUAUCGAAUUAUGUUAAUAUGAAACAAAAACGUAACGUUAUCUAGUCAAACUUUGUAUGUGUAAGUAUCCUCGCUUGUAUUUUUCCGCAUUUAAUCUGAUCUUUGUGAAACCAAUUAUGCAUACUUUCUUAAUAAUGAUUGUCUUUUAGGAAUAUGAAAAAAGUUUAAAGUUAAAAUAUCGUUAAAAUGUGUAUAAUUACGGAACAUUAGAUAAUUCUGACAAUGACAGAUUGUAAAACAAACCAUGCUGUCAAAUAAACAAUAAAGAUUGAUAUUAAUGUUAGCCAUUCGGAUAUAAGAACGUUUUUCGAUGGUCAUGUUCUAUCCAAUCAGAUUAUAAGAGGCGGGAAUAUGCCUCUGAAUUCACCUACUGCUUGGUUGUCUUUCUUGUUCACGUCUAGCUAGCUUGUGAAGCUAAGCGGCUAGCAAGCAAGUUAUUAGACUUGAGAGAAGGCAACACAACAAUCUUCUCGUCGAGAUAGCGGCUACAUUUGUAGUUUGUUUUCUUUUUAAGAAAAAGUAUUCCUUAGGUUUUGAGGAAUUUCCACUUUCGACUGUUGCACAUAUCCCUACAUAGAGGACAGCUUGUGAGCCUCAUCAUCAGGGUCUCAUCUGUUCUGCACAUAUCUAGCUCAUCCUCACACCAGCCCUGUGAUUGCUCACGAAACAGAGGGACCACACUAGAGAAAGGGCAAAUCUGUGCCUCCCUUCCUCCAGGUCCCCUCUGCCUUAGAGUGUGUGUGUGAGUUUUCUGAGUACUCAUCCUCGCUACAUCCAGAAUGUCCUCCAUCUUGCCUUUUACCCCUCCGGUCGUGAAGAGGCUCCUGGGUUGGAAGAAGUCAGCCAGCGGCCCUGGGGGAGCAGGGGUUGGAGAGCAGAAUGGCCAGGAGGAGAAGUGGUGUGAGAAGGCGGUCAAGAGCCUGGUGAAGAAGCUGAAGAAGACUGGACAACUGGAUGAGCUGGAGAAGGCCAUCACCACCCAGAACUGCAACACCAAGUGUGUUACCAUUCCCAGCAAUUGCUCUGAAAUAUGGGGACUGAGUACACCAAAUACGAUAGAACAGUGGGAUACCUCAGGCCUAUACAGCUACCCUGACCAAACCAGAUCCCUGGACGGGCGCCUGCAGGUCUCCCACAGAAAGGGUCUUCCUCAUGUCAUCUACUGCCGCUUGUGGCGAUGGCCUGACUUGCACAGCCACCAUGAACUGCGCGCCAUCGAGGCCUGCGAGUACGCCUUCCACCUUAAAAAGGACGAGGUCUGCAUUAACCCGUACCACUAUCAGAGGGUGGAGACCCCAGUCCUGCCUCCUGUGCUUGUGCCAAGACACUCUGAAAUUCUGACAGAACUGCCCCCAUUGGAUGACUACACUCAUUCCAUACCUGAGAACACAAACUUUCCUGUAGGAAUUGAGCCACCAAAUAAUUACAUCCCAGAAACACCACCACCUGGAUACAUAAGUGAGGAUGGGGAAGCCAGUGAUCAACCGAUGAAUCAAAGUAUGGACACAGGUUCACCUGCGGAACUGUCCCCUGGAACCCUCUCACCUGUCAAUCAUAGCAUGGACCUGCAGCCGGUGACUUACUCUGAACCCGCGUUCUGGUGCUCUAUAGCUUAUUAUGAGCUAAACCAGCGCGUUGGAGAGACCUUCCAUGCUUCACAGCCUUCUCUAACCGUGGACGGUUUCACAGACCCCUCCAACUCUGAGCGUUUCUGUCUGGGCCUGCUCUCCAAUGUCAACAGGAAUGCCACUGUGGAGAUGACCAGGAGGCACAUAGGAAGAGGGGUUAGGCUGUACUAUAUUGGUGGUGAGGUGUUUGCUGAAUGUCUCAGCGAUAGCGCCAUCUUUGUUCAGAGUCCGAACUGCAACCAGCGGUAUGGAUGGCACCCAGCCACUGUAUGCAAAAUCCCUCCAGGUUGUAAUCUAAAAAUCUUCAACAACCAGGAGUUUGCAGCCCUGCUGGCUCAGUCUGUGAACCAAGGCUUUGAGGCAGUGUACCAGCUCACUAGGAUGUGCACCAUUCGCAUGAGCUUUGUCAAAGGCUGGGGGGCUGAAUACAGACGGCAGACUGUCACAAGCACUCCCUGCUGGAUUGAACUGCAUUUGAAUGGACCACUGCAAUGGCUGGACAAAGUGUUGACUCAGAUGGGUUCCCCUUCUGUACGCUGCUCCAGUAUGUCAUAAUGCUAGAAAAUGACCCAAAAUGUUGCCCACUCAAAGGUCAUGAAAUUCAAACUUGAGUCCUAUCAUGAAAAAAGCUGAAGAAUUAAUAAAUUUUGUAUGUUCAUUUAGUUCCACAUCCCUGUCUAAAACACACACACACACACACACACACACACACACACACACACUGACACACACACACACACACCCACACACACCAAAAAACAUGCACAUACUGACUGACUUUUCAGAAUAGAAUUUGGCACUUUGUUACCCAUCUGUCAUGCACCUUCUUAAAUUGCUUCCCCCAAAUCAUUAAUAUUAGAGCUAUUUGUGGUACAAAUGAAAUGUAUAUUGGUUUUUAAUGUCCAGGGAUGAAUGGUUGGAGGCAGGGGAAAUACCAAAAAUAUUCAUAGUAUCUCAGUAUUUGAGAGUGUAUAAGUAACACAAGUGUAAAUGCUAAAUUAAUUUUGGUUCAACUCAUCCAUUCUUUUGACCAUGAGGUAACUUUUUCUCUGGAAAACGUGGAUUCUUUGUCAGGGGGAGUAAGCUUGGUUAAAGAUUAAGAUGGCCUUUGUCGCUUUCUCCUUGGAGGGGAAUGCUAAAUAGUUCUUUUUCUAAAUGUAAUUACUUAAUUGACCUAAAUAACUCUACCCUUUUGUCAGAAUCUUUCUUUUUUUAUUCCAGAGGUGUGUCGUUGUAAGACACAUUUCUUGACAUUAAGGAAUGUUUAGUCAAAAACUAAACUAAGCUGUAAAAUCAAUCUGGCUAUAGUUGACAUACAUUUUAGCCCCUUGCCAUUCUAGGUGGCUUAUUGUUUCAUUAACACCAUACACAGCCUAAGAUGCAGGCUAGUAAGUUCUGAACUUGUUUAGGAUUGGAUGCAUUGGGCAGGGACCAGAGAAUAUCAGCUUCAAUUGCUUUGUUUAUGCAUCACUGGGUGUCCAGGUCUCGAAAGGUGAAUUAUUGAAAGGUUAUGUCACUUUGAGAAUUGAAGUAUCAGUGAAUUUCAUUCUAUUAUGUUUUUAGCCUAUAUCCCCUUUCUUUUGCUACUUUUUUGUAUUCUCAUGUAUUUUUAUAUAUAAAUAUACUUAGAUUUUCUUCUGUCGUUCACUUUUUAUUAAAUUUAAUAUUUCAAGACUGCCUGUUUAUGUGACAUGGCUCGCAAUCUAUGGAGACCGUGGAUCAUUCCUGUAUUUUUUUUUUAAAGGUUCAACUUGAAUCUAAUUCCAAUGUAAGCCCUUGCCUUGGUAAGAAAAACUCUGCCCCAUGUAUGUUUUUCUUUUUUUCUCUUUUAAACCUGGUGCAUCAGAAGUACACAAAUUGAGGCGUAAAUGCCUGGAACCUGAUAUCUGCUUUCCUGCAGUGUAUGGUUUGGUUAUUUGACUCCAAGGUGUGUUGUAUGAACUUCUUUUGACUCAUUCAUCUCUUCACUCUUGAAACACAUUUGAUGUCUGGAAGCCAUUUGGUGCUUGGUAAAGAAUAAAGGUCAGCAAGUCAUUUCUUUGCUAAAUGUUACAGAAACAUGGCAGUAUUCCAUGUUCUUACAUCAACGUAAGAAAUUAAACUGCACACUGGGACAUAGAUUAUGUAUUAGUGUGUGUAUUGUAUUUGUUCAUGUCUAUAAAAUACAGUAUGUGCAACAUGACUUUGAGCUUGCAGUCUGCCAUUAUUGUCAUUUUGUGGCUGUUGCAAGAUUUUUUUUUAACAUCUGUUUUCUCCUUUAUUGAUGUUAUUAAUCUGUUAACCUUACGGCACUAGUGAUUGUACUUUGUAAGUGCAACUAGUGAAUUUGGAUUGGGGGAACUAAACCAUGUGUUAUAGGAUCCUGUGUUGAAGCAUUGUACCAUUGGCCUACAAGAUAUGAAUGUGAAGAGAGUAAAUAACAAAUCUGAAGUGGACCAGAUGUACAUUAUACAUAACAGUAGAACAGUAAUGUGUGUAUUUAACAGUAAAAUAUUUGCAAAGCAGUCAGUACAGUAGUUGUCGCAGUUGUUUUACCAGUAGAGGGCGUUUAUUGAUAGAGCAGGUUUUUUUCUGACCAUAAGCUUCUCAGGCGUGUGGCAUAUUAUGCAGACUUCAUAAAACACUAAUAAAGAUUUUUAUUCUCAUUA